This is a messenger RNA of Rana temporaria (common frog), 1027 nucleotides long. It is a transcript of the gene C1QTNF3, whose product is annotated as C1q and TNF related 3. Gene Ontology annotation, molecular function: protein binding. The record is from RefSeq and is a predicted model, not a curated record. Lineage: Eukaryota; Metazoa; Chordata; Amphibia; Anura; Ranidae. The transcript has 6 exons. The coding region runs from base 69 to 1007 and encodes 312 amino acids.
CUUUGUAAAAGAACACUUUUCAAGUGCUGUCCGGACAAGCUGCACCUCUCCUGGUGCCUGGAUUCUGUAUGGCUUCAAUGCGUCCUAGCAUCUUCUUCAGCCUGCUGGCUUUGUUUGCACUGCCAUUUUGUUUAUGUCAAGAUGAACAGGCGGAGGUGAGGAGAAGAACUAUUAAACCAGUUGCCCGUAUAGUUGGGAGUCAUCAACAGCGGAUGGGCAGUAAUGUACCCACCAGGGAAGUGGUAGGAGAGCGGAAUCUACUGGUUGAGACAUUUUCCAUUAGUACCUCUACAGAUGAGGUUUUGAUGAAACAAGAGGUAGAUGAUCUAGAGCAAACCUCACACAGAGUCCAGACACCACAACAGCCAGACUGCAGUAGCUGCUGCAGAGGGGAUUUUGGAUAUAGAUAUCAUCAGCCAAUUGCUGGCCCACCCGGCUUAGCUGGAUCGCCGGGUAUACCAGGAAAUCAUGGGAACAAUGGAAACAAUGGAGCAACAGGGCAAGAUGGGCCAAAAGGUGAAAAAGGAGAUAAGGGGGACAUGGGCCCAAGAGGAGAGCGUGGUCAUAAUGGGAUAAAGGGAGAAAAAGGUUUUCCCGGGGUUCCUUCCGAACUGCAGGUAGCCUUUAUGGCCUCAAUGGCAACCCACUUCAGCAAUAUCAAUAGCGGGAUCAUUUUCAGCAGUGUUGAAACGAAUGUUGGAAACUUUUUUGAUGUCAUGACUGGAAGGUUUACAGCUCCUAUAACAGGAGUGUACUUCUUUACUUUCAGCAUGCUGAAGCAUGAAGAGGUGGAAGAUGUCUAUGUCUACCUCAUGCAUAAUGGAAAUACUAUAGUUAGCAUGUACAGCUUUGAGUCAAAAGGUAAGCAAGACACUUCAGGGAACAACGCUGUAUUAAAGCUGUCAAAAGAUGAUGAAGUCUGGCUGAGGAUGGGGACUGGAGCUCUGCAUGGAGACCACCAACGUUACUGUACCUUCUGCGGAUUCCUCCUCUUUGAGACAAAAUAAAAAUAUACUUUUGUACGAUA